AUGGCUGUGCCGCCCGCGACGCCCGCCCCGAGGAACGCAUACACGGCUCACGCGCGGACAUCGUCAAACCUCACACAGUCCGACGGCGAGUAUGUGCUGAGCCCUCCAAGGGCCGCCGGCGCCGCCGGCGCGGCGCCCAACGACCUCACAGCAGCCAAGGCCCGCGGCGCAGAGCGUCGCCCCCGGUGGCUCAAGCAGAUCAAGAACUGGGUCUCGGUCACGGAGCCGUCGGCGCAGGCGAUGAAGAAUCAGAAGCGCACCGCGUACAAGAAGCACGGCAUCGACCGCAACGACCCCCAGGCGGCGGAGAAGAUGCACCUCCCAAUCGGCAAGGUGCCCGAUGGCGUCACGACCUCGACUCGCGGACCCAGACCGGAGAAGGCUCUGAAGCAGAGGGCCAAGGAAAACGCGGAGCGGCAGCUGUACACAGGCCGGAGCGGCUCCCAGUCGGCGUCGAGCGGCAUAUCCUCGAGCGCGAGCACCAGGGAGGCGAGGCAGAUUGCUCCGUGGCUGUGA
This is a messenger RNA of Purpureocillium takamizusanense, 516 nucleotides long. RefSeq lists its product as uncharacterized. The coding region runs from base 1 to 516 and encodes 171 amino acids. The transcript has a single exon. The record is from RefSeq and is a predicted model, not a curated record. NCBI's taxonomy places the organism in Eukaryota, Fungi, Ascomycota, Sordariomycetes, Hypocreales, Ophiocordycipitaceae.